CGUCCCUGUGGGGUUCGCCAUCUAAGCGAUUCAGCCCCGAUCUCACGAUUCGCACUUUCUCCGGACGAACCCCGGUCCUACAGGCAAAUCAGAGCCCUGGUUGUUGGUGUUGUGGCCAGCAUCGUUACGGGCAAACGCAGCGUGACGCCCCAGAGAUUGCAGAGAUAACGACGGUUGUUCUGGCCAUCCAUCAACCCCAGAUUGACCUAUGCGGGAUGGCGGGGUUACCUACCCCCAACACAGUGACACUGGGCAGCCGGUGCUAUCCACUGGAAUGUGCCGAUAAGUGCAGCGCAAGGUUGGUUGAAUGGACGGGAUAGCUACCGGGCGGUGUUUUCUUUGGUCACUGUUUGCAAGGAUGAGGCGGUUCUAGACAAAAGGUGCAUUUGGUAUGCUCAUUGGGUGGUCGGAUGCUGCCUCUGACAUCCUAUCAACGGCUAGACUCCAAUGCGACCAUCCUCCAACACCCAUUGAAGUCGAGCGAUUGGAUGAUACGUGUCAUUCGAAACACAUCGCUCGAUCCAAUGGCAGACACGCACGCGACCCGACUGCUGGAGUGGGAAUCAAGAGAACAACUAUGCCGUGACAGCGGACCGACAACGCGACAAGCGACGCGCGCUGGCCCACGUUUUCUUUUCCUGCUCACUUGUCGCUCCAUCGUCUACAAAUCUCGACACAGUGCUGAGUUCGUCCCGAGCAGUCGCUCGCCCUUGCAGCCUAAAGAGGAUAACGCAGGCGACGAGACAAGCAGUUUACGCGAGGUGGAUGUUGGAGAAGGUUGGCAACCAUUACGACUCAGACUUGACCUCGCACAGCAGAAUUUUCAGGGCUUUGUGAAAAGUCGGUGUGGCAAAGCCAGGCGGUUGACUCUCAUGCUUCUGCUGCUCUUGUGGCUCGGUUUCCCCUCGCCUCCACGUUUGGCUGGGGGCUAGAUGGCUAGACGCCCACUUAGUGCCACCAUAAGGUGCCAAACCAAGCACACACUUGCACCAUCCAUAAUGCCGCUCGGCAAAGAGAGGGUCGGUGUCGUCAUGCCGUGCUCGGGAUGACGGAAAGUCUCUGUUCCAUGGCGUGCUGCUCUACUGGAAUCUUUGUGUCAUCAACCAACCGAGCAGAACGGGCAGAGUCUGGGGUCAAGAGCGGGAUGCGCAGAAUCUCUCGGGGAAUUACUAAAGCGACCUGGAAGCAUGCGCUGCCCAAUCGAGACAAGCAAGGCAAUAUUGGAACAGGGCAGUGCUCACGGCCGACCUAUUUCAGCC
Molecule: messenger RNA, 1259 nt
Organism: Microdochium trichocladiopsis
Lineage: Eukaryota; Fungi; Ascomycota; Sordariomycetes; Xylariales; Microdochiaceae
Exons: 2
Coding region: 411-932 (173 amino acids)
Source: RefSeq, a predicted model, not a curated record